Messenger RNA from Humulus lupulus (European hop), 984 nucleotides. RefSeq names its product coatomer subunit beta'-2-like. Bases 1 to 534 code for a protein of 177 amino acids. The transcript is spliced from 4 exons. NCBI's taxonomy places the organism in Eukaryota, Viridiplantae, Streptophyta, Magnoliopsida, Rosales, Cannabaceae. The record is from RefSeq and is a predicted model, not a curated record.
AUGGCACCUCAUCACCUGAUGCAGAGUGGAGACCACGCCUUGCAUUCUAUGUGUCCAUCCCCUACUCAUGAUGGCAUUGUCAGUAAGAAAGCUGCUGAGUCAUUAGCUGAUCCAGAAAAAUACCCUAAUUUGUUUGACGACUGGGAUGUUUCUCUUUCCCUUGAAGCAGAAAGUGGAAAAAACAGGUGCAAUUAUCCUCCUACUGAACUGUACCCAAUCUAUGCUCAGAAAUCAACCACCAACCUUCUUGAGAAGUUUAAGAGCAUGCAAAUUGAUGAAAAUGAUGAUCCAACUGAAAAUGGACUGCAUGAUCAUGAGGAGACUCUGGGGAACGAGGAAAAUCAUGGACAAGAAGCUGUGGUUGAAGAGGAUGCUAGUUCCACAAAUGGUAUUGUUAUUUUAGAUAGUAAGGAGGAUGAAGAAGAAUUGGGAGCAAAGGAUGAGAAUAGUUCACCACAAAAAUUGGAAGUUAAAGACGAGAGCACUUCAGCAGAUGAAUUGGAAGCAAAGGAUGAGAACACUUCACCAUCCUAAGGUGAUGCUUUGCUGAAAGUAUGAUGGUAUCCCCUGGAUUAAAUUGUUUUGUUGGACUUUUUUUUCCUUUCCCUGAAGCAAGAAUAGUAGAUAUUAUUGGUUCUUGUUGUCAUUCUGGUCGUUUCCUCUUAUACUUUGUUAUGGAACUAUCAUUAUGUUCACUAUUUUUUUUUUCUAAGUCAAUUUUUUUUUUCAUCUUCACAAGUCUAGCCAUCUCUUCUUUAGCAGGGAUCAAGAUUUUGAUUUAUCUAGACACUGGUUUUCGUGUGUUCAAAUUUCCUUAAUUAUUUGUUUAUCUACCAUGCAUGUUUUCCUUGUGAAUAAUAUCUAGAUAUUUUUUGUGGUGCGGCAAAUAUUAUAUUUACAUCUAAACUAUGAUUAAUUAUUAAUGCUAGAUAUACGACAGUUUCCACACUUGAUGCAUUUUAUAUGUGCAAUACUUGUUUCAAG